This is a messenger RNA of Phycomyces blakesleeanus NRRL 1555(-), 735 nucleotides long. RefSeq lists its product as hypothetical. NCBI's taxonomy places the organism in Eukaryota, Fungi, Mucoromycota, Mucoromycetes, Mucorales, Phycomycetaceae. The transcript has 2 exons. Bases 460 to 672 code for a protein of 70 amino acids. The record is from RefSeq and is a predicted model, not a curated record.
CGACAGAUUGUUCAAAUAAUCUCAAUUACAAAAGAGUUACAACCGACAUUACUACAAUCAUACACCAGCGCACAUGCACGCAUACACGUAUUUUACCAAGAACAACUCUAAAAACAUAUUAUAUUUGUUAAAAGUGCGACUUUUCACCAAGACCACGAGCAAGUUUUAAUAUGUACCAACUAGAAAACAAUUACUCGCAUUCUCUUUGUAUGAUAAAGCCACAUUAUUAUGAUUUUUUAUUUUAUAUAUUUUUUAGGCCCCCUGUUGUAUAUAUCAGCAAAAAUAGGGAUAAUCGAUAUAUAUAUAUAUUUGAAACGGUAAAUAAUAAGAAGAGUAGGCGUGUGCAGUGAUGGUAACUAAUUUUUGUUUGUCGGUAUAUACCUUGAUCGAAAAAAUAUACUUUUACUGUAAAGGUUUAAUACUCAUGAGAAAAAGAUGGUAAGAAUAGCGUCUGUACUUAUGGCUAUUGUAGAAAGCAUAUGUACAAAAGAAAAGCUUCCAUUUCAUGUUAAAUCGAGUAAUGAUAAAGGUGCGUUACAUACCAGAAACGAAAGCCAAUUUAUUGGUGGGGCAAGUUUUUGUUUACAAAUAAAGGGCUUUUAUACAUUAUAUACGCUUGGGAUAAUUCACGGUGAUUACAAUGGUUCAAAAAAUAAGAUACAAUAUUCUUAACUAAUAUGAAUUUUUAUUGUGAAAAGAGUUUAUUUUGAGUGAUAAUAGUAUUUGUGAUGGCAC